AUGCUCCAUGAUUACCCAUCUGAGGACUUGUAUCCACCCUCAACGCCUGAAAGCCAUGAAGAACGCAUUAGGAGACUCGCACGAGGAGUUGGUUUGAGGUGGGAUUCGGAGGAUGGGUCGGAUGAGGAUACAGAUUCAGCAGAGAUGAAUGGUGUCGAAUGCGAGUCCAGUGGUGCUCUGGGCUCGCCGCUUCCUGCUCUCGACAUUUCGCAAGCAUAUGAACAUGACGACUUCGAGCAUACAGCACAUAAUGACCCACCCUCUCGCCGCGGCUACUACAACACAACUUGCGAGACUUGUGGUCUGUCUGUACAGGUCACGGACAACACAGAUUACUUCAUGCAGCAGCAUCUGCGGAGCAAGCGGCAUAAGAAAGAGAUGAGCAAACAGCAAGCAGCACAGGAAAAGGAGCUCGCGGACAGCGUACGCAAUGAACAUUUCCCUCAUCCUAUCAUCGCAUCAGACCUAGAGCGCCCUGAACCGUCUCCACCGCCCGCAUCCAUGCCCUACGAGACGCGAUGCCAGCCCUCACGCGCUCCGGAGUCAAAUCCUGCUGCUGUAGUGUCAGUGCGGGACCAUGACUACGACACAGAUACAGACCAUCCAGACGGCGCGACGAUGUCGAAAGCUUGUGAAGGAACCGUCGUGCAAUGGAGUGCGGGGCCGGUGAUGAAGACAUUCCCGUGGCAAGUCAUGGAAAUUCGCCGAGAACAGCUUGGGUUCCACGUCAGCGGACUGAAGAACAACGGAACAGAGCUCUGGAUGCAGUCCGACGAUUGUGAAGAGGAGGUUUUAGUUGACGAGGAAGCCUGCUCACCCUGUCUACGUGUACCGGUGUCCCGCGCCUUCCGUUUGCUCGCUGAAAGGGCCAAUCAGCCAUGGACACCGCACACACCGUACGCGUGGCUAAACUCGGUGCAAUCCGAGGCUGCAUUGAAUGUUAAGUCGACAGAGAUCAGCGAGCUCCGAUCCAGGGAGCAGGCCGGGAUCAAGAAGCUAAACCGUACUGUCCAGAAGUUGAACGAUUGGAAGCGUUUAGUCAAAGCUAUCGCAACACACGACGUCAAAAACGUACAUCACCUUGUUCGGAUUGCUCUCAAGCAGAACUGCGGCCCGCGGGAAAUCGUCGAACGGUUCUUCAAAGCUCUUGAUCACGUCUACCACGCUCGAGGUCAAAGCGAGGACGAUAUCGACCUUGCAAAGCUAAUUGAACAUUAUGCGGGGCGGAAUGGAUUGUUCGCCGCUCAGAAGCACCUUGGCUUACCAUCCUCGUCAUCGCUACAUCGCCUAGCCAAGACACCUCCCGUUCAGCCAUCCUCAGGAAAGCUGCGACCCGCCGAGCUCACCCGGAACAUUCAUGCACGCUUUCCACCGGGUGCGCCGCACUCAAGAGCAAAAUGCGGCUACUCCUUGUCCGCUGACGGGAUUGCUAUCGAGCGCCGGAUGCGAUGGGUGAAGUCAAUUGACUGCAUGGUUGGCGCAUGUCGGGAGCACUGCAGUGGCCUCGAUAUGUCGAUGUCAAACUUUAGCUGUGUUCUCGAGGUUGCGGAGGCGAUGCACGGCGACUCACCGACGUGUCAUUAUGGGUCAGAUGCAACUGUCUUUGGCAUGGCACCGUUCCGGGGUGAUAAUUACCAUAUUGUCCCGAUUGCGGUCUCUGCAUCUUGCAAAGCCGAGAAGGCUGAAGAAUUCGGUGACAUGAUUGACAUGUCCAUAGAUGAAUGGGACACUCACGCUGCUGAGGACUGGGGUAAUAUGUGGACCUUCUCAUGCGAUGGUGCCUCGACGUUCCGGGGCGCGUGUUACAACCGCUUGAUGGUUCGCGAAUUCGAUCGUUCUGGUGCACUGUAUCGGAAGCUAUCCCAUCUCAAAGGGCUCAACCUAAGCUGCGGGAAGAGUGACGUUGUUCAUGCUCCAGACCCAAAGCAUCUGAUCAAACGGGCAGCGACACAUGUACGGAGCAUGGACGGAUCAGUAUUGAAUAGUGUCAUCAUCAACCGUAUGGUUGUCACACGUUUCCUGCGGAUGCUUCCCCAUCAGACCCACACAUCCGUCGACAUUCUGGUAGAUCCGGCAGACCAUCAAAAUGUACCACGCGCCAUAAAGCUUUUGCGAGCUGUCAUUGAACUCUCCGAAUCAGAGCUUCCAGGCCUGAAACCGACAGACACAAUCACGUACCAUGCUAUCUGCCUUCAGGCAGCUCUGUGGCAGUCGCUCCUAGACGCGUUCAUGGACCCGUUACUCUCACUUUCGGAUCAACUCACCCACCUGUCAAAAUUUGCGCACAUGUCCUUCGCCCUCUACCUGCAACACGGAUCAGCAUUCCUGUCGAAUCAACUCUACAGUGACAUACAGGCACUGAUCAAAGCGGUCUACGUCUGUGUGGCACGGCAGCAACUUCUCGAUGACGCACAACCGUUUUAUCUGUAUCAAGUCGGCAGCGACAGGCUUGAAGAGCUAUUCGCAGAGGUGCACACGCAGUCGCAUGAUAGGAACUGCGAUAUGGCACAGCUUGCCGAACGUCUUGCGAUAUCCGCUGAGAUUGUCGAUAUCUACAAUCGACAUCCAGAGUGGAACCGAGGUCAGCGGCGGCGAUCAUUUACAGGACGUGAAGGUGUGGACCAUGUCAAUCCGCGGUUCUACACAGGCGACAUGACGGUGCGGAACGUUAAUCUCGGGACGGUGUGGCACUCGGGCCUCAUUGCCGCAGACAAGGCUCUUCGCUCGCGAGGGGUUCAUGUCAACAUCACCGACAAGCUAUCAUGUCCCAAGACCGAUUUCAUGCGGCCACGAGGCGACACAUACCCGGGAGUCUCGACGGAUCCUGAUCGGUCCGUUGAUGCUAGCUCUGAAGCCAGGCCAGCAGUCGACACCAACCAUGCACAGGGAAUGGAGCCCGCUGAACAUGAGUCUGAGUCGGUGGACCCAGACCUCGUGAACAUGGAGCUGCGCGACUUGCUAUCAAGCCCGGAUGCCAAUGGCAAUGUCCAGACGUCGCAGGAAACUGAUUCAGACUGGCUAUGCGUACCUGGCGAGGACGGAAACAACCCCAAGGAACUCCACAAGUCAUCUAUUGUGAGCGGCCUCUUCAACCCAGCAGGUGGUCGUCUCUCCGUGGAUCGCCUUCGUCGUGUUCGAGGGUUUCCACGCGUGUUUCGUGCAUACUCCAUGCGGAACGAGGAGCUGACUGGAGAGGAUGUUGUGAAUGUUGGUGACACUGUCCUAGCUCCAUUCCGUUCGCUUGACUCCGUGGCGGCUGGCUUCAUGCAAGUGAAGGGUAUCGAGAGGAAAGGGAGUCGUAUCGCACAAGUCAGCGAGGCGGACCUUGAGGAUGUCUCGUCAGCUGUCGUGUUGACGGGACAACUCUUAUCCAUGAUACCGCAGUCCGAAAGUGACGAUUUGGGCCCUGUUGAGACUACUCCCGCUCAGGGAAUUGCCGUCAGAGAUGGCGGCUCAUUGGCAGAGCCUCAGUCCCACUCACGGUCACCCAUCGGGUCGUCGAUGGCGGUUUCUUGCGGGUGGCUUUGGACUGGCGAUUCUGUUCGGUUCCACUCAGCGAAUACAGGAGCAGCAACACGUACCGCACAGAAGACAGAUGAAGGAACACGCAACUCCCUAUCCGUUCAUGUCCCUGGCUCUCUCUCUCAGCCUGUUGACAUGGCUGUUGUGCCGAUUGCGUCACUCCCCCCUCUACAGCGCCAGGCCUUCAGUGACCGUGGGGCACUGCAUACAUGUUCUGUCGAUCAAAAAACGCUUCACGAGCUCACUGCGAACCUAUUCAAGUCAGUCGAUCCCGCCUCGUUGGUCAGCCGACUCACAAGAUACGGGCCUGCGGACGCAAAGCGCUUCCCAUAUCUUGAUAACAACGGAAAUGCGCCAUUUCUGGUUGACAGCGCCAUGCGCUUGAUCGCGGAGAAGAAUGAAGGCGGCGUAACUGGUAAUCGCAUCCAAUGUUAUCAAUGCGGCCGUGUUAUCCCCCCUGAAAUGUGCCGAACGCAUGUUGGCGAGCACAUAUUGCGUGCAAUCCUUGAGGUCCCAGAGGCAAACUUGCGCGAACAGAUUCAUUCGGUGUACCCGUGCGGUUUCUGCGGACGAACCGGGUGUAAUAUAGACCUUUUGAAGACGAGCUCGUCAUAUCAGCCGGCAUCAAACUGUCCACACGCACACAAAUUCAACCUGGCUCCUGCGAAGAAGUACUCGGCACGCAUGCCAUCGACCAAUGUCCCUCUGCAUUGCGAUCUUUGCGAAACGGAUCCCACAACGAAGAAGAAACCAACAUUCUGGAAGUACAACAUAUUCAAUCAUAUUCAAGAUAAACACCCACGGAACUGGGAAGCAGGAACACGUCGCACGAAAGGCCUCAGCAAAGCUUUCAUCGCGUCGAUUGACAUUGAUCCGCGAGAGCUUACAGCGAUCGCCCCAAGUGCAACACGUAUCUAUCCUAUCCCUGACGCAGAGGCCGACGCACAAUCACAGCAGGACGGCAUGUCAACCGCUAGCAAGCGUCCUGGCGAUGCUACAGUCGAACGUCGUGCUAGCAAACGCAUUAAGCUCUAG
Molecule: messenger RNA, 4557 nt
Organism: Fomitopsis serialis
Lineage: Eukaryota; Fungi; Basidiomycota; Agaricomycetes; Polyporales; Fomitopsidaceae
Exons: 6
Coding region: 1-4557 (1518 amino acids)
Source: RefSeq, a predicted model, not a curated record